AUAUAAUUAAACAGGUGAAAAUAUGGGAAAUAACCAAUGAUGAACUAAACGAACUAAGAAAGAAGAGUCUGCUAGUCUUCGAAUCAGCAGUAGAUCAUGCUUUGACCAAACGCUACCAAUUGAUUACUCGAAGGAAAAUGAACUCCUUGAGCCACUAGAGACUGCGAUUGGUCAAUGAACUGAGAAAUAUGAUGAAGAUGACAAGUUAGCCUUUUACGACUCUAAAAAGGGCCCACAAAGAGGAGAUGACUCCAUGCCUGAUCUAGUGGUUAAUCCUGACCUUUGCUUGAAACAAAAUAGUGCGUUGAUUCAGAGGGCAAAUAAGUAUUUUCCAAGCAAGCACAGGAAGCACUUCUCGACCAACUUUGUCAGGGAGAAUCCCCUUCAGAACAAGACUGUAUCUCGAGCCUCGAACAAAGCCAUUAAACCAAUUUUUGAGUUUACUCCAGACCAAAUUUCCUCAAUGGACCAGAAGAAGCAUUCAGAGAAAAAGAAGUGAAAAAGAUUCCGAAAAGCUUCAAAACACUCAGCUGCAUUGAUUGGUGAGAUGGAUAGUUUCUCCACAGCCUUGGCAAGCCAAGGCUGGUCGAAAUUACCUUUUCAACGACAGAAAACUAAAUCUGUGGGUGCUUCUGAAAGCCAUAAUAACUCUCCAGGAAGUUUGAGCAGCCCAUAAUCCUGAAGGGGUAUACUACUAUUCUCUUUAUCUAAGUUAACAAUUUUUAUG
Moneuplotes crassus is the source of this 727-nucleotide messenger RNA. The record is from the annotation of a GenBank genome assembly. NCBI's taxonomy places the organism in Eukaryota, Ciliophora, Spirotrichea, Euplotida, Euplotidae.